AUGGUCCGCGGAAGCUGGGGACGCAAAGAACGUGUUAAUCUUAUUGAAGAAUUCUAUAUGACAGGGUUGGAUAUGCUGGAUGUCAUGGAUGGAUUUGAUGACGAUAUAUGCGUUGCAGGUAAGAGUGAAGAGGCUGAUAACCUGGCCGUCACAGUCAAGGAAAUUGACGUGUCCGUGGUAGCAUCUUCUCUGCCCCCGCCACUUUCGAGCGCUGCUCUGCGACAACUCGAUUCGUUCAGCCAAAGAUGCCUCAAUGACUGA
This is a messenger RNA of Aspergillus niger, 261 nucleotides long. RefSeq lists its product as hypothetical. Lineage: Eukaryota; Fungi; Ascomycota; Eurotiomycetes; Eurotiales; Aspergillaceae. The transcript is spliced from 3 exons. Bases 1 to 261 code for a protein of 86 amino acids. The record is from RefSeq and is a predicted model, not a curated record.